AUGGCAGUGAAUACAUAUUUUCGCAAAGGAAAUAGCCCGCUUUGUGGUAUUCCAAUGUUCAGUUGUUUAUGGACCGGGGUCUUCCCACACAAUGAAGGCCUUAAUCAGAAAAGAAUUCCCGACCUCAAUAAUGAAGGCCUUAAUCAGGAGAGAAUUCCAGACCAUACCAACGAACUCAAAGCUCGAACAAAGGAGAAACAGUGGACAGUGGAAACAAAGGGGAAACAGUGGACAGUGGCACUCUCCGAUUAG
This is a messenger RNA of Rodentolepis nana, 252 nucleotides long. The record is from the annotation of a GenBank genome assembly. Lineage: Eukaryota; Metazoa; Platyhelminthes; Cestoda; Cyclophyllidea; Hymenolepididae.